CUAUAAUGGACGGAAGAGGAAACGACACACCGGCGAUUGGGAUCGACCUCGGAACAACCUACUCAUGUGUCGCAGUUUGGAAGCAUGGUCAUAUCCAGAUCAUUCCCAAUGAUCAAGGCAACAGAACCACACCUUCUUGUGUUGCUUUCGUUAAUGGAGAACGUCUCAUUGGCGAUGGCGCCAAGAACCAAGUAGCCAUGAACCCCGCUAACACCAUAUUUGAUGCUAAGAGGUUGAUUGGAAGGAGAUUCAGUGAUUCCAAAGUGCAAGAUGACAUCAAGUUGUGGCCUUUCAAGGUCAUACAAGGGCCUUCCGACACACCAAAGAUUGUUGUCUCCUACAAAGGUGAAGAGAAUGAAUUUUCAGCGGAAGAAGUUUCAUCCAUGAUUCUUGGGAAGAUGAAAGAAACUGCUGAGUCAUACCUUGGAAAAGUUGUGAAAGAUGCUGUGAUAACGGUUCCAGCUUACUUUAACGAUUCGCAACGUCAAGCAACAAAGGAUGCUGGAGCUAUUGCUGGACUUAAUGUCAUGCGAAUCAUCAAUGAGCCAACAGCAGCUGCAAUUGCAUAUGGUUUGGAUAAUAAGUCGGACAUUACUUCCAAGAUUAAUGUUCUUGUUUUUGAUUUGGGUGGUGGCACUUUUGAUGUCUCUCUAUUGACAAUGGAGGAAGGCGGUGGUACUCUUCAGGUGAAAGCCGUUGCAGGUGACACUCAUUUGGGAGGUGAAGAUUUUGAUAGUCGUAUGGUGGAUCACUGUGCUCAGGAAUUCAAGAGGAAAUGGAAAAAGGACUUAACGGGCAACAAAAGAGCCUUGGGGAGGUUGAAAUGUGCUUGUGAGAAAGCAAAACGGAUUCUUUCAUGCGAUAUUUUGACUUCAAUUGAAAUAGACGGCUUACAUGAGGGGAUUGAUUUUUCUAUGAAGUUCAGUCGUGCUAAAUUUGAAGAGCUCAACAUGGGUUUCUUCGUUAAAUGCAUUCAGACACUAGAGGCAUGUUUGACCGAUGCAAAAAUGGAUAAAUCUCGUGUAAAUGAGGUGAUCCUUGUUGGUGGAUCAACCAGAAUACCAAAGGUCCAAUCUAUGUUGCAGGAGUUUUUUAAUGGAAAACAACUAUGCAAGAGGGUGAAUCCUGAUGAGGCAGUUGCUUAUGGUGCAGCUGUUAUGGCUGAAAAGUUGAGUGGGAACGGGGAUGACUGUUUCAAGAUCUGUUGUUAUUGGAUGUCACUCCUUUAUCCCUUGGUGUAG
Molecule: messenger RNA, 1241 nt
Organism: Lactuca saligna
Lineage: Eukaryota; Viridiplantae; Streptophyta; Magnoliopsida; Asterales; Asteraceae
Source: the annotation of a GenBank genome assembly